AUGCGACUACCAGUACCUCGAAAGGAAUUGCCAUUGCAAGAUACGAACACAUCGGAAAAGAAGUUAUGUGCUGGUUCCCCAUUCACUGUCCGUUGGGACACAUACGCUUUGAACAAUCCACGCUACACACAAGUUCAACACUAUGCGGCGAAACGUGUAAAUGUCCACAAUGGGCAACUUCAUGCUCUUUCAGCACAGGAUCAAGUACAACAAUAUCAGGACUGGAAAUGA
Messenger RNA from Necator americanus (New World hookworm), 231 nucleotides. RefSeq lists its product as uncharacterized. The record is from RefSeq and is a predicted model, not a curated record. The coding region runs from base 1 to 231 and encodes 76 amino acids. NCBI's taxonomy places the organism in Eukaryota, Metazoa, Nematoda, Chromadorea, Rhabditida, Ancylostomatidae. The transcript has a single exon.